Molecule: messenger RNA, 3777 nt
Organism: Vollenhovia emeryi
Lineage: Eukaryota; Metazoa; Arthropoda; Insecta; Hymenoptera; Formicidae
Gene: Tsf2
Product: melanotransferrin
Exons: 9
Coding region: 113-2890 (925 amino acids)
Biological process (GO): iron ion transport
Cellular component (GO): plasma membrane; recycling endosome; early endosome
Source: RefSeq, a predicted model, not a curated record
CUCGUUCAACGAAUACAUUACGUCACGCGUUGUUGCAGGUUGGGUGUAGUUCGUUACAGUUCGGAGUAGUCAUGUCAAGGGUGUUGUCCGUGUGCGAUUGAAUUCGAAAGAAAUGUCGAAUGGAAAGAUGUGGCUCCAAUAUUACGCGUCAUUACUGUCCCUGUGCUGUUUCGCGUUACAUCAAAUUCACGGUCAGCACUUGAACAAUACACUCACCUGGUGUACCGUCUCCGAGGGCGAGCAGAAUAAAUGCAAAGCCUUCGCCAGUGCGGUCGACCGCGAGAUAGGUUCCUUCAACUACACAUAUUUUUCGGUGCGAUGCAAGCAGGCGUUCAACAAGGAGGAAUGUAUGACCAUGCUGGACCACGAGAAAGCGCAGUUAACGACGUUGGACGCUGGAGAGGUCUUCAUAGGUGGACGAUAUCACAGUCUUGUGCCGAUAAUGCAAGAAAUAUAUAGCAGCGGCCUAAAUUAUCAAUUCGCCGUUGCGGUGGUCAAGAAGGGCACCUUGCCCGACGUACACAGUUUGUACGAUCUUAGAGGCAAGAAGGCCUGCUUCGCUGGUGUCGGGAUGCUAGCUGGCUGGGUUAUUCCUAUUAACAAUCUUAUGAGAUACGGAGGCAUGGAAGUUAUCGACUGCAACAAUCACGUAAAGUCAACGAUUCAAUUCUUCGGACCUAGUUGUGCGGUGAACUCGUUAAUCGAUAAAUACAAUCCGCUUGGCGAUAAUUCUGAUCACUUAUGCAGCCUGUGCAUCGGAAAAGUACCGGGUGGCAAGUGUACGAGUCAAGAUCCUUACUCAGGAUACGAAGGUGCUUUUCGCUGCUUAGUUGAGUCUGGCGAGAUUGCCUUUCUGGUGCACACGACCGUGCAGGAGAUGACCUCGACGAAAUUCGACUUCAGUUCCGUGACGAAGGAGCACUUCGAGCUGCUGUGCAAGGACGGCACUCGCAAACCCGUGGACGAUUACAUGGCUUGCAAUUGGGGCACCGUGCCGUCCCGCGCGAUAGUCACGUCUUCAGCGAUCACCUUUAACAUUCGUCGAAAGUAUCAGAGCUUUUUAGAAAGAGCUGCUCGAAUAUUCAGAAACAGAAAUGACACAAGCCUCAAUCAAGGAGGAUUUGACAACAAUCAAGGGGAUUUCGACAGAAAUCAAGGAAAUUUUGACAGAAAUCAAGGAGAUUUCGACAGAAAUCAAGGAGGUUUCGACAGAAAUCAAGGAGGUUUCGACAGAAAUCAAGGGGGUUUCGACAGAAGUCGAGGGGAUUUCGACAGAAAUCAAGGGGACUUCGAUAGAAAUCAAGGGGGUUUUGAUAGAAAUCAAGGGGGUUUCGACAAUCAAAGGGAUUUCGAGAAUCGUCCGGGUUUUAACGAUAGAUUUAACGAGGGUGACUUUAACAGAGGCGGAUUUAGGAAUCCAAACGAAUAUACUACAGACAAUUUGGAUCGCAACUUGGGAUACAAUCGCAGCUUCGGCGGAAGAGGUGGAAUAGAGGGAGGAUUAAACCCGUGGGAAAGGCCUGCAAUCAAUGAUACAUUCAAUUACUAUAAUAGAGAUAGAGGCCGCACUGAAUUUACGAAUGUACAACCAAUAGAAGUGUUUGAUUUAUACGAAUCGGCACCUAGAUAUGGAAUUCAGCAUAAUUUAAUAUUCUCUGAUUCCGCUCGCGACUUUGUACAACUAAACGAAAAGGAUCAAACGUAUACUGGCUAUUUGAAGAACUCUCUAGAUUCUGUAUUAGGGGUGCGUCAUUGUCCCGUAAAUCGAAUGACACUGUGCGUUACGUCCGAGCCGGAAAUGGACAAAUGCACAAAGAUGAAGAUUGCCUUAAAAGCCCAGCUCUUGAAACCAGAUUUAUUUUGUCACAGGGGUCGCAGCCAAAUAAACUGCAUGCAGUUGAUACGCAGCGGGAUCGCCGAUGUGACUGUACUAGAUGCCAGUGACGUCUACUCCGCUGGACUGCGGUUCGGCCUGAUUCCAUUUAUAUCCGAGAUGUACAACUUGGGUACACCGGACUAUUACGUUGUUGCUGUUGCAAAGGAGGAGGACGACAACACAGACUUGACAUAUCUCAAGAACAAAUACACUUGUCACACUGGAAUCAAUACAGCCGCGGGAUGGGUUUACCCGCUGGCGUAUCUCAUCUCAAACAAAUGGAUCAGGGGAUACGGUUGCGACUCCGUGCGCGCCGCCGCCGAAUACUUCAGCAAGUCUUGCGUGCCGGGCGCGCUCAGCAGUGAAUACAAUACAGGCGUGCCUUACGAUAACAUGUGCGACUUGUGCCACGGAGUGAGCUACCGCUACUGCCGAAGAGACGCCUCCGAAGAUUAUUUCGGACACACAGGUGCCUUUAGAUGUCUGGUGGAGGGCGGUGGCGACGUGUCCUUUGUGAAGCACACGACGGUUGCAGAGAACACCGAUGGCAAGCGCAGGGAGUUCUGGGCGCGCAACACCUUCACGAAGGACUUCCAGUUGCUCUGCCCAGAUGGUACGCGCCGCCCAACUUCGGACUACAUCAACUGCAACCUGGGCAAGGUUGCCGCCAAUGCUAUAGUCACGCGCGGCGGUUAUGGCUAUAACGAGACGCAGAUCAACGCGUACAUCAAUCUAUUUAUAUACGCACAACAGUUCUACGGCCGAAAGGAGCAGGACGAGUUCAGCUUUAGCAUGUAUUACAGCCCGCCGCCUUACAGCGAUCUCAUCUUUCAGGACGCCACUCAGCAGCUGGUGGUAAUCCCGCCAAACAAGCGGGAGUUCAGCGCGUACCUCGGGCAGGAUUUUAUGAGAGCUAGGAGAAUCGUAGAUUGCAAUGCGGGCGCGUCCGCGAUAAGUUACUCGUUAUUCGCUACGAUAGUUAUGAUUACGUUCACUUUCGCGUUUGGUAGAUAAGUACGCGAGCUGCAUGCUUUAUAUACACGAAUACUUGAGUAAAAAUUCGUGUCAAGAUCACGAACGAAAAUAGAGAUCUGAUAGACGAAUCUGAUAUAGCACAUUUUAUCAAUUGGCAAUAUUUACACAUAUGUAUUAAAAUUAGUAUAUUUUAUCGCUGCUAUAUGUAUAUCGCUAAUAUUUUCAAGGAAAUAUUCUAAAUAUCAAUCAAGUGGUUUUAUAUAUGCUUUACAAGUUAUACAUUUAUACAAAAGUACAAAUGACUGAAGCCUUCGGUCUGUUCUUCGUAGCUGAAUUGGCUGCACUAGUUCAGAGUUUAUUUUAUUUCCUCUUAUCCCCCGGUUUUCAUCAACUUUGUUUAACUUUGAUCUUAGUUUAAAUCAUCUUUUGUCUCUUUCUAGUAUAAUAUCAGAGAACAACGUUGGUGAAAACAAAUAUUAAUAUAGAGAGGAAAAUCUUAAUUCUAAACUAACGCAUCCAAUUCAGCUAUAAAGUCUUGUGUUCACGAUGCUCUAGCAGAUCUAUCUCUCUGUCUGAGAACUUGGUUCAAGGAACACGAAACCAAUACAAUUGUCGUUUUUUUUUCCGUAAAGGUUGCAAAUUGAUUGGCUAUACAUUUCUUGGAUUGAGGACUCGAAUCGAGAUUUAGCAUCGUUAACACUAGGCUUGAGAGAUAGAGUUGAAUAUACAUUAUAAAUUAAAGCAUAAUUGCUGCCUUCGCGUCCGUCCAACGGAGCCAUAUCUCUAAGUGUAUCCGUCCAAAUACUUUACAAGAAACUUAUCGAUUUGGUAAUUUUAAGAAUUGUAUUUAAUAAUUUGAUACAUGUAUAUUUUCUACCGUCCACUAAUGUUUUGUAGUAAUAAAUCUUUAUAAAGUUUUCCAUGCA